Camelina sativa (false flax) is the source of this 1448-nucleotide messenger RNA. Its product is annotated as protein neprosin-like. NCBI's taxonomy places the organism in Eukaryota, Viridiplantae, Streptophyta, Magnoliopsida, Brassicales, Brassicaceae. The record is from RefSeq and is a predicted model, not a curated record.
UAUUCAACGAGUACUAUCUAAAAGUUUUGCUAAAGAUUAUAUUCAACCAUGAUAGGAACGGCUGGAUUCGUAGUAUCUCUGAUGGUGAUACCGGUGAUAAUAUCUCCUUGUGUCUAUGGAAAAGAUCUCCCUGAUCACCAGAAAAGCCAAGUACAAAAGCUUUUGAAGCGACUUAACAAACCUGCACUUAAGUCCAUUAAGAGUGACGAUGGAGAUAUAAUAGAUUGUGUUCCAAUUAAUAGUCAACCAGCUUUGGAUCAUCCUUUGCUUAAAAACCACACAAUCCAGAUGAGACCGAGUUUUAUCCCAAAAGGUGAUCAUAAUUACACCAAGAAAGAUGCAAAGGCUAUAACUCAGGUGUGGCACAAGAAUGGAGAGUGUCCGGAAAACACUGUUGCUAUAAGAAGAACAAAGAAAGAAGAAAUCUUACGAGCAAAAUCCAUCGAGAGUUUCGGGAAAAAGACUCAUCAAAGCACCCCUGGAGGCCAUGAGUAUGCUAUCAUGGAUUCGGGGGACGGAAGGUUUUACGGGACACAAUUUGCAAUUAAUAUGUGGAGACCAGAAGUUGAAGUUCCCUCAGAAUUCAGUUUGGCUCAGACUUGGCUGUCGUCUGAAUCUGACAGUGGUAUUAACACCAUUGAAGCUGGUUGGCAGGUUUAUCCAGGGAUGUACCGUGAUAAUAAUCUUAGAUUAUUUGUUUACUGGACGGCGAAUGGGUAUCAACCAGGGUCAGAGUCGACUGGGUGUUAUAACCACGCCUGCUCAGGUUUUGUUCAGAGGAGCAAUCGUAUCACUGUAGGCGGAUCCUUAGCUCCCAUGUCACAAUACGACGGAGGUCAAUACAGCCUCCCCAUGCUUAUUUGGAAGAGCGGCGACAAUUGGUGGCUAAUGAUCAGUGACGAACUUGUCGGGUACUGGCCUGACAAGUUGUUCAAUUCUCUAAGAAAUGAAGCUACGAAAGUUCAAUGGGGUGGUGAGAUCGUAAACUGGAUGACCAGUGGGAGACACACUGACACUGAUAUGGGAAGUGGACAUUUUGCUGAUGAAGGGUUUAAGAAAGCGAGUUAUUUCAGGAAUCUUAUGACAGUUGAUGGAGCCAAUACUCUGAGGGAACCACAAGGACUUAGGCCUUGGGCUUCUCAUGGUAACUGUUACAAUGUUAAGCCAGGAAAUGGUGGAACGAGCUUUGGGAGUCAUUUCUACUUUGGUGGUCCUGGUCGAAACGGUAACUGUCCUUGAUAUAACGAGUGUGUUAAAAAGCCCUCUUAAGCAUUCCAAUAUCUUUAAUAUAUAAAUAAGGAAUGCAUGUUUGAAUAAGAAACGAGAAAGAAAUAUUAAAAUAUGAAUAUGGAAGUUUUGAUCAAACCUUCACCUUAUAUAAAGCUUUUGUCUGCCUAUAAGACUUUUGUACAUGUUCGUGUUUGAAUAAAAAUCUAAUGUUCAUAUUU